Python bivittatus (Burmese python) is the source of this 1334-nucleotide messenger RNA. RefSeq names its product cation channel sperm associated 3 (gene CATSPER3). Lineage: Eukaryota; Metazoa; Chordata; Lepidosauria; Squamata; Pythonidae. Gene Ontology annotation, biological process: transmembrane transport; sperm capacitation; sodium ion transport. Gene Ontology annotation, cellular component: acrosomal vesicle; CatSper complex; membrane. The record is from RefSeq and is a predicted model, not a curated record. Gene Ontology annotation, molecular function: voltage-gated calcium channel activity.
AUGGCUGUGGAUUCUUUAGAAUUUCCUGAAAAAUCUCGACUAAUUAACAAGCUCUCAUUUGAGGCAUUUAAGUCUGGAUCUGAAAUUGAAGUGAAACGCUAUUUGUUUGGAUACCAGAGGAGAGAUGCUGAGCUGCAUAAGUUUGUUGAAAAUAUAUUCUAUCAUCCUCUGUUCAAGUCUAUUAUGAUCAGCAGCAUCACACUCAAUGCAAUAUUCUUGGCUUUAGAAACUGAUUAUAAAGUUCGUUAUGAGUCACAUUUCUUCCUGGAGGUAGCAGAUCUGAUCAUUUUAGCCAUCUAUACCACAGAAUUUCUGAUGAACCUUUACUUAGACCCAGUUAAUUACUGGAAGGAUGGUUAUAAGCGUUACGAUGCUACUGUCCUCUUCAUUGCUUACCUCCCGUACACCAUUGACCGUAGCAAUCCGAAAAUGCACCAUGUUGUAACCAUGCUGAAAGGGUUCCAGGCACUCAGGGUCCUCAAGCUGAUCUACUAUAGCCCGGGCAUGACCAAUCUGAUGGCAGCUGUGGGCCAGACUGUGAAAAAUGUGAUCUAUGUCCUUGUCUUGUUGUUCUUGCUAAUAUUUAUCUUUGCUAUUCUGGGACAUGGUUUGUAUGGAGACCGUCAACAUGGAGACCCGCAGAACUGGGGCACUUUAGCAGCUGCCUUUUUUACACUCUUCAGCUUAGUAACGGUUGAUGGCUGGACAGACUUGCAGGAAGAAUUGGAUGCUAAAACAUUUGUUACAAGUCGAACAUUCACAAUAAUAUUCAUUCUCUUAGGGUUUUUUGUAUUUUUCAAUAUGUUUAUUGGAGUUGUCAUUAUGGGUAUUCAGAAUUCAACUGAGCGAUAUGAGCAAAAGCUGAAAGAAGAAAGGCAGACUACUCUGAUUACAAAGAAGCAGGCCAUCUUAAAAAGACAACAGGAAGAAAUAUAUGAGUUGUUCAAUCUACAGAAAUCAUCUGAGUACAAAACUUUUGCUGAAAUGGCGGAAAGCUUUAAAAAAACCCUCCUUCAUUCAGAUCCUAUGCUCUUGGAAGAUUUCUGUGCCAGCCUGCCAUUCAUUGACCUCUAUUUGACAUCCCUUGAUCGUCAGGAUGCCACCAUAUACAAGCUGCAAGAUCUCUACUAUGAAAUGGUUGCCAUUCUGACCACCCUGCUAAACCAGGAAAAGUCUUUGCAGUCUCUGCAGUGCUUUAAGGGAAAAUCUAAGUAAUCCAUUAUUAUCAGAGAAAUGUAGGUCAUCUACUGCCAUUAAUUAACAUGCCAAAAUAUUUUCUUUGCAUAUGAAAAAUAAAGGAAAAGAGAAACCUAAGUUUAAGAACUAGUCGGAUU